AUGGAGGACAAAUAUAAGCAAACAGCCAACAACGCGGACGAAAAAAAUCAAUCUAUGAAACCAACGAAUACACCAAACGACAGUGUCGAAUCGACAGAUAGCUCUAAUAAAGCUACAAGCACACAAAUGCCAGAAGUGCCAAUCAUGUUAAUGCCAGAAAUAAGAGCAGUCAAAGCUAAAGAAAGAAAAGACAAGACAUCCGCCUCAACAGCGACUGAGCAUGGAACAGAGGACGAUUAA
Molecule: messenger RNA, 240 nt
Organism: Rotaria sordida
Lineage: Eukaryota; Metazoa; Rotifera; Eurotatoria; Philodinida; Philodinidae
Source: the annotation of a GenBank genome assembly